AUGGAUGUUAAUGGGAGCCGUGAUCCAACUGGCCUGCCAUACAACAGCAGCAUGGACUAUGAGGACUACGACCUGCAGCCGGACGCCAGUAAGAUCAUCAUCCCCUCCGUUUACGCUCUGGUCUGCUGCGUGGGCCUCACUGGAAAUGCCAUGGUCAUCUACGUCAUUCUGAAAUACGCCAAAAUGAAAACGGCCACGAACAUUUACAUCCUCAACCUGGCCAUCGCCGACGAGCUCUUCAUGCUGAGCGUUCCGUUCCUGGCCACGUCGGCGGCCGUUCGCCACUGGCCCUUCGGCUCCUUCAUGUGCAGACUGGUUCUCAGUGUGGACGGCAUCAACAUGUUCACGUCUAUCUUCUGCCUCACGGUGCUGAGCGUGGACCGGUACGUGGCCGUGGUCCAUCCCAUCAAGGCCGCCCGCUACCGGAGGCCCACGGUGGCCAAAGUGGUGAACGUGUGCGUGUGGGGGCUGUCCCUGCUCGUCAUCCUGCCCAUCAUCAUCUUUGCGGACACCGUCCCAGCAGAGGACGGCGGCGUGGACUGCAACUUCCUGUGGCCCGAAGCGGUGUGGUCAGAGGCGUUCGUGGUGUAUACCUUCCUCCUGGGGUUCCUGCUGCCGGUCGGCGCCAUCUGCCUCUGCUACUGCCUGAUGGUGUCCAGGAUGCGAGCGGUGGGGCUGAAGGCCGGCUGGCUGCAGCGGCGGCGCUCGGAGAAGAAGAUCACCCGGAUGGUGCUGCUGGUGGUGGCGGUGUUCGUCCUGUGCUGGAUGCCCUUCUACAUCGUCCAGCUGGUGAGCGUUUUCCACCGGCCCCCGGACCCCAUGGUCACGCAGCUGUUCGUCAUCCUCAGCUACGCUAACAGCGGCGCCAACCCCAUUCUGUAUGGCUUCGUGUCGGACAAUUUCCGCCGCUCGUUCCAGCGCAUCGUGUGCUUCCGGUGGCUGGAGUCCGGGCUGGACGCCGAGCAGGUGGAUUACUGCGCCGUGGCCCUGAAGAGGCCAGCGGCGGGCAACCCCCUGGACUUCCCCAAGGACUACCUGGCCUCUGACAUGGUGUUCCGCAACGGCACCUGUACUUCACGGACAACCACGGUGUGA
Molecule: messenger RNA, 1095 nt
Organism: Salarias fasciatus (jewelled blenny)
Lineage: Eukaryota; Metazoa; Chordata; Actinopteri; Blenniiformes; Blenniidae
Product: somatostatin receptor type 1-like
Exons: 1
Coding region: 1-1095 (364 amino acids)
Biological process (GO): neuropeptide signaling pathway; cellular response to glucocorticoid stimulus
Cellular component (GO): plasma membrane; neuron projection
Molecular function (GO): somatostatin receptor activity; neuropeptide binding
Source: RefSeq, a predicted model, not a curated record